AGGGCAUAUGUAUCGUGCACCAGAAUACACAAAAGAGAGAAGAGAUUGUAAAAUCUUGAAAAGUCUCUUUCUCUUCUCUCCCAUUCAGUUAAAAACUUGAUCUGCUCUCGUCGACAACCACAAUGGCGACCGAAAUUCUUAAAAUCACAGACGACGACGACGACGACGACGUCUCCAUCCUCUACUCCACGCCGCCGCCCUUCAAGAGCGGCGCCACCAAAUCGGAGGCCAUCUCCGUCGAUGACUACCGCACGCGCAGCGCCAAAAUCAUCGACCUAUCUGAAUUCGACGACGUCGUCGAAAUCCCCGCCUCCUCCUACACCAAGCGGAGGCGCUUCUACAAGGGCGAGUCUUCGAACUCGAAGCGCGACGACGUCGUUCUCCGCCUCUCCUUCACCUGCGAAAUCUGCGCCGACGAGAAACCCGUGAGCGACUCCUUCGGCGUCCUCGGCUGCGAUCACUGCUACUGCACGCGGUGCGUGUCGAAUUACGUGGCGGCGAAGCUGCAGGAGAACAUCACCGCCGUCGGCUGCCCGGUCCCCGGCUGCGCCGGGUUCCUGGAGCCGCAGCACUGCCGCACGAUUCUCCCGAAGGAGGUGUUCGAGCGGUGGGGCGACGCGCUCUGCGAGGCGCUGAUUUUGGGAGCGGAGAAGUUUUACUGUCCGUACAAGGACUGCUCCGCCUUGCUGAUCGACGAUGGGAGUCAGAAGGUGGUGCAGUCGGAGUGCCCCGAGUGCCGGCGGCUCUUCUGCGCUCCGUGCAAGGCGGCGUGGCACUCAGGGAUCCAAUGCAGCGAGUUUCAGCAGCUGAGGGCGGAUGAGAGGAGCAAUGAGGAUAUAAUGCUUCUCAAUCUUGCUAAGAAUAAGAAAUGGAUAAGGUGCCCCAGUUGCCGAUUCUAUGUCUCCAAAAGUGAAGGUUGCUUGUACAUGCGCUGCAGGUGUGGAUAUAGUUUUUGUUACAACUGCGGAGCUCAGAUGGAGAAACAUCUUCACUACUGCAAGAAGUGCAGGCACUGAGACUGAGAUUGAUUGGCGUUGUAAGUUUUGUAAUGAGAUGUACAUAUAACCCCCACUAUUUGAUGUGAGAGAGAGAGAGAGGGGCUUGGCUAGUCUUUGUUGACGCUGCUGUCUGUCAACACUAGUGAAGGAUAAGACAUGAGACUAGGCAUUUUGCUUUUCACUAGAUUUUCAUGCUGCCCCUUUUCAAACUCUACUUUGACUUAUUAUGGUUUAUGCUAAUAUAAGCUUAGCUGGAUGGUUCCAUUGGAUUUAAAAUGUCACUCAAUGGCAUUAGGUUUCUUCUCUUAAA
This is a messenger RNA of Salvia miltiorrhiza (redroot sage), 1308 nucleotides long. Its product is annotated as E3 ubiquitin-protein ligase RSL1. Gene Ontology annotation, molecular function: ubiquitin protein ligase activity; zinc ion binding; ubiquitin conjugating enzyme binding. The transcript has 2 exons. Gene Ontology annotation, cellular component: cytoplasm; ubiquitin ligase complex. Bases 123 to 1016 code for a protein of 297 amino acids. Lineage: Eukaryota; Viridiplantae; Streptophyta; Magnoliopsida; Lamiales; Lamiaceae. Gene Ontology annotation, biological process: protein polyubiquitination; ubiquitin-dependent protein catabolic process; positive regulation of proteasomal ubiquitin-dependent protein catabolic process. The record is from RefSeq and is a predicted model, not a curated record.